This is a messenger RNA of Eubalaena glacialis (North Atlantic right whale), 1320 nucleotides long. It is a transcript of the gene SLC10A4, whose product is annotated as solute carrier family 10 member 4. The coding region runs from base 4 to 1320 and encodes 438 amino acids. The record is from RefSeq and is a predicted model, not a curated record. Gene Ontology annotation, cellular component: membrane. The transcript has 3 exons. Gene Ontology annotation, biological process: bile acid and bile salt transport. NCBI's taxonomy places the organism in Eukaryota, Metazoa, Chordata, Mammalia, Artiodactyla, Balaenidae. Gene Ontology annotation, molecular function: bile acid:sodium symporter activity.
GCCAUGGACGGCACCGGCAACGCCACCCUGCUCUUCGACCCGUCCUCGCUGCAGCCGGACUACACCUUGUCGCCCAACGCCAGCAGCCUGAGCCCCGGCCCAGACGCCCCCCUGGCGCCCGCCUCCAGCGCCGGCCCCAGCCCCGGGCUCAGUGUCGCGCCGGGGCCCGGCGUCAGUUUCAGCCCCGGCCCCACUCCGACCCUGACGCCGACGGCCGGCUGCUUCGCGGGUGGCGCCGCCGGCCCGAGCCCUACCUCGUUCGCUCACCCCGAGGCCGCCCACGAGCCCCCGUUCUGGGACACGCCGCUGAACCACGGGCUGAACGUGCUUGUGGGCGCCGCCCUGUGCAUCACCAUGCUGGGCCUGGGCUGCACGGUGGACGUGAACCACUUCGGGGCGCACGUCCGUCGGCCGGUGGGCGCGCUGCUGGCCGCGCUCUGCCAGUUCGGCUUCUUGCCGCUGCUGGCCUUCCUGUUGGCGCUCACCUUCUCCUUGGACGGGUCGGCCGCCAUGGCGGUGCUCCUAUGUGGCUGCUGUCCCGGCGGGAAUCUCUCCAACCUUAUGUCCCUGCUGGUUGACGGCGACAUGAACCUCAGCAUCAUCAUGACCAUCUCUUCCACGCUCCUGGCCCUGGUCUUGAUGCCACUGUGCCUGUGGAUCUACAGCCGGGCUUGGAUCAACACUCCUCUGGUGCAAUUACUGCCCAUAGGCACAGUGAUCCUGACUCUCUGCAGCACUCUCAUCCCUAUUGGUUUGGGUGUCUUCAUUCGCUACAGAUACAACCGGGUGGCUGACUACAUUGUGAAGGUUUCCCUGUGGUCUCUGCUAAUGACGCUGGUGGUCCUUUUCAUAAUGACCUGCACUAUGUUAGGACCCAAACUGCUGGCAAGUAUUCCUGCAGCUGUUUAUGUGGUAGCGAUUUUUAUGCCUUUGGCAGGCUACGCCUCAGGCUAUGGCUUAGCUACUCUCUUCCAUCUUCCACCCAACUGCAAGAGGACUGUGUGCCUGGAAACAGGGAGCCAGAACGUGCAGCUCUGUACCGCCAUUCUAAAACUGGCCUUUCCACCGCAAAACAUAGGAAGUAUGUACAUGUUUCCCUUGCUUUAUGCCCUUUUCCAGUCUGCAGAAGCAGGGAUUUUUGUUUUAAUUUAUAAAAUGUAUGGGAGUGGAAUAUUGUACAAGCAAGAUCCUCUAGAUGAGGAUGAAGAUACAGAUAUUUCUUAUAAGAAACUAAAAGAAGAGGAAAUGGCAGACACUUCCUAUGGCACAGUGAAAGCAGAUAAUUUAAUUAUGAUGGAAACCACUCAGACUUCGCUCUAA